CAGAGACGAGGCUGCGUACGAGCGAGGAGUGGGAUGUUGGAAUUCUGGAUUGGAGUUGGUGCGGUGCGCGAGGAGACGGCGACGGCGACGGCCAACCCAGUGCGCGGAGCGAGGACACCGCCGCAAGCGAGCGCGGGCAGGAAAGGUGACCCUAUAGAAUGUUUCAAAGACACUUUAUUAUCUUCCCGGACAACAGAUAUAUACAACAUGUAUAUGAUGGAAAAGGAAAUUUGUCGUAUGACAGAGUUAAUGAGCCUAUCAAACACAGAAGAUACAGCUACCAGUUAAGAAGAUUGAAAAUAAGAAAUUUAAAUUGCAAGAGAAUUUAUUAUUACGGACGUAAAGAAUACAUGAAGACAAUCUCUU
This is a messenger RNA of Gryllus bimaculatus (two-spotted cricket), 366 nucleotides long. NCBI's taxonomy places the organism in Eukaryota, Metazoa, Arthropoda, Insecta, Orthoptera, Gryllidae. The record is from the annotation of a GenBank genome assembly.